AUGAAUCAAGAAGCCUUACAAAAAGUCCUAAUUGAAAUGGACAAUCAACUAAACAAGUCCAGAGCAGAAUUGUCUAUGGUGAAUUUGCAAUUGGAUCGUGUACACACAAACUUGAAUGUCAUCAAGUCAACAAAUUCAAGGCUAAAUACAUUAAAUUCCCCCGAUGAAACUAUAUGGCAAGGAGUGGGUAAGGCUUUCAUUGCACAAAAAACAAAGACUUACCUUGACCAAUUGUCCGAGGAUGAAAAAGGAUAUAAGGAUACAGAGAAGAAUUUGAAAAUCAAGCAAGAUUAUCUACAAACAACGCUUGAAAAGACUGUGGACAGCAUGACCAAAAUUGUUGGUGAAAAAAAAGUAACUUAG
Lodderomyces theae is the source of this 363-nucleotide messenger RNA. Its product is annotated as prefolding complex chaperone subunit. Gene Ontology annotation, biological process: protein folding. Bases 1 to 363 code for a protein of 120 amino acids. NCBI's taxonomy places the organism in Eukaryota, Fungi, Ascomycota, Pichiomycetes, Serinales, Debaryomycetaceae. Gene Ontology annotation, cellular component: prefoldin complex. The record is from RefSeq and is a predicted model, not a curated record. The transcript has a single exon.